AUGGAAGAAGGAAUCAUUAAAACAAAUGUCAAAAUUAGUCAAUGUAACCAUCGUCGUUUAAAUAUGCAAUAUAAAAUUGAUUUAAAUCAUCAUAAACAAAAUCAUUUUUCCAAUCUACAUUUAUAUGAACGUCAAGAGCAAUUAUUUAAUCGUAAAAUCAAUCAUCUUAAAAAAAGCCUUGCAUAUACUCCAUUUUCUAUUGAUAAAGAUACUAAUGAAGAAAAACCAUUAACGACACCAAAUUGUCUUGCACGUAUACAAAAUCAUUAUCGUUUAUUAAAAUUUUCAUCAGAAACUGAAAAACGUUUAUUAUAUCAAACGCCAUUAUCUCAAUUACAAUCAACAAGAAAUCAUCUAUUAACAAAAGCUGAUAUGUUUGAAUCAAAAAAUGUCGAUGAACAACAAAAACAACGAAAAGAUUUUCUUUUCAAAGAAUUCGAUGAACUUAAACAUACCAUUGAUGAUCCAUAUACGGUUAUAUCUGUACUUGCUGCACUCUCUCGAACAUUUCUUAUAUUAGAUUCUGGAACAGAAUAA
Molecule: messenger RNA, 537 nt
Organism: Adineta steineri
Lineage: Eukaryota; Metazoa; Rotifera; Eurotatoria; Adinetida; Adinetidae
Source: the annotation of a GenBank genome assembly